UCCAAAUACCAAUAUUCUGCUCGCUCUGUUUUGCUUCCCUCCUCUCCUCUCCUCGGCUUCACCUCCUCCCCACGCCGCAUGGUCUGAUCAGCCAAGAAAACCACCCACCCAGCCAUGCUGCCACCGCCGGCCGCCACCGCGCUGCUGCUGCUGCUCCUGGCCCUCGCCGCCGGCGCGCCCGUCGUGGCCAACGACCUCGCGUCCGACGCCGCGGCGCUGCAGGCGUUCCUGGCGCCGUUCGGGUCGGCGUCCGUGUCGUGGAACUCGUCCCAGCCGACGUGCUCCUGGACCGGCGUCGUCUGCACCGGCGGACGCGUCACGGAGAUCCACCUCCCCGGGGUUGGCCUCCGGGGCGACGUCCCCGUGGGCGCGCUCGGGAGCCUCGACAAGCUCGCCGUGCUGUCGCUGCGCUACAACGCGCUCUCCGGCCCGCUGCCGUCUGACCUGGCCAAGUGCGCUGAGCUCCGGGUCAUUAAUCUGCAGUCAAAUCACUUCUCCGGCGAUCUUCCCUCGGAGAUUCUGGCUCUCCCGGCGUUGACGCAGCUCAACCUCGCGGACAACCGCUUUUCCGGGAGGAUCCCACCGACCAUCGCCAAGAACGGGAAGCUGCAGUUGCUCUACUUGGACGGCAACCUCUUCACCGGCGAGCUGCCGAACGUGAACAUGCCAUUGCUCGCCUCAUUCAACGUCUCCUUCAACAACCUCACCGGCGCGAUACCCAGUGCUCUCGGCGGCAUGCCGGCGACGUCUUUCCUCGGCAUGCCGCUGCUGUGUGGCAAGCCCCUGUCGCCUUGCCGAACGCCAAUUUCCAACCCGCCGUCCCAGGCUCCGGCGCUUUCUCCAGAAGGCGCGGUCCCGUCGGGCGGCCGCGGGCGAGGCGGACGCCACCUGGCGGGCGGAGCCAUCGCCGGCAUUGUGAUCGGAUGCGCAUUCGGCUUCCUUCUUAUCGCCGGCGUUCUGGUCCUGGUGUGUGGUGCCCUGCAACGCAAGCCAAGACCCCACCACAACUAUGACGUCGCGGCGGAGCUCGCCUUGCACAGCAAAGAAGCAAUGAGCCCGAGUGCAUACACUCCACGUGUCUCGGACGCGCGGCCGCCGCAGCCGCCGCCGCCACCGGUGGCCCCCACGGUACAGCCUGCCGUCGCCGCCAACGUCACCGGAAAGAAGAAGCUCUUCUUCUUCGGGAGGGUGCCGCGGCCGUACGACCUCGAGGACCUGCUGCGCGCGUCCGCCGAGGUUCUUGGCAAGGGAACGUACGGGACAACGUACAAGGCAUCGCUCGAGUCCGGGCCGGUGGUCGCCGUGAAGCGCCUCAAGGAGACCUCGUUGCCGGAGCGCGAGUUCCGGGACAAGAUCGCGGCGAUCGGCGGGCUGGACCACCCUAACGUCGUGCCGCUGCAGGCCUACUACUUCAGCAAGGACGAGAAGCUCGUGGUGUACGAGCUCGUCGCCAUGGGCAGCCUCUCGUCGAUGCUUCACGGUAACCGUGGCUCCGGCCGGUCGCCGCUGAGCUGGGAGUCGAGGAGGCGCAUCGCGCUGGCGUCGGCGCGCGGGCUGGAGUACAUCCACGCGACGGGCUCCAAGGUGGUGCACGGCAACAUCAAGUCGUCGAACAUACUCCUCGGGCGGUCGGUGGACGCGCGCGUGGCGGACCACGGCCUCGCGCACCUCGUCGGCCCGGCCGGCGCGCCGUCCAACCGGGUGGCGGGGUAUCGCGCGCCGGAGGUGGUGGCGGACCCGUGGCGGCUGUCGCAGAAGGCCGACGUGUACAGCUUCGGCGUGCUGCUCCUGGAGCUGCUCACGGGGAAGGCGCCCACGCACGCCGUGCUGCACGACGACGAAGGCGUGGACCUGCCGCGGUGGGCGCGCUCCGUGGUGCGGGAGGAGUGGACGUCCGAGGUGUUCGACACGGAGCUGCUCAGGCACGCCGGGGCCGAGGAGGAGAUGGUGGAGAUGCUGCGUCUGGCGAUGGACUGCACCGCAGCGGCGCCGGACCAGCGACCGGCGAUGCCGGAGAUCGCCGUGCGCAUCGAGCAGCUGGGCGGCGCGGGGUCGGCGUCCGCGCGUACCGCCCGGAGCGCGUCCAUGGACGACGCCGACGACCGGCCGCUCAGGCCCACCGGAUCGAUUCGCGGGAGCUGAAGCUUGAUGAACUCCACAUAGUGCUCGUUCGGUAACUCCAUGGAAAUGUCUCCUUUUUCUUCUUCUUUUUCGCUGGUUCUUUCCUUUGUGUUAGGAAAUUACUUACGGUGUGAUGUUAAUUCUUUGAAGUUUCAUGAAUUUCUUGAUUCUUCUUUUUUUUAGUCGGAUUCCAACCAUCCGAUUAGCUGCGUGUUUUGAGAGAGAUGUUGGUCUUAGGAGAAGCACUGGUGCAAUAUGUAAUUACUACAUGGUUGAUGUCACUAUUGGUAAUCAGAGAUUACUUCAUUCGAGGUUUGACUCCCGCGCAAUUUGAACCGCUUCCCGGUUGAUUUCCUUUUA
Oryza brachyantha (malo sina) is the source of this 2481-nucleotide messenger RNA. Its product is annotated as probable inactive receptor kinase RLK902. Gene Ontology annotation, molecular function: protein kinase activity; ATP binding; protein binding. The record is from RefSeq and is a predicted model, not a curated record. NCBI's taxonomy places the organism in Eukaryota, Viridiplantae, Streptophyta, Magnoliopsida, Poales, Poaceae. Bases 115 to 2142 code for a protein of 675 amino acids. Gene Ontology annotation, biological process: protein phosphorylation. The transcript is spliced from 2 exons.